Molecule: messenger RNA, 1542 nt
Organism: Penicillium angulare
Lineage: Eukaryota; Fungi; Ascomycota; Eurotiomycetes; Eurotiales; Aspergillaceae
Gene: sam50
Product: SAM complex subunit SAM50
Exons: 4
Coding region: 1-1542 (513 amino acids)
Biological process (GO): protein insertion into mitochondrial outer membrane
Cellular component (GO): SAM complex; outer membrane
Source: RefSeq, a predicted model, not a curated record
AUGUCCUCUCCUCUGUCGGUUGGAGAUGAAGACAUCUUCGAGCGCUUGCAACAGCGCAAGGACCCGAAGGUCCUUGAAGAACAGCAACAAGCUGUGAAUGAGCGGAUGCAGGCAAUUCUUGGCAAGGCCCAGGAUCGUCUCUCUGAAUUGCUCGACCAAAACUCCACCCUGCCAACCAACAUCGGUUCAGUUCAGUUCCUCAGUGCCCCGAACACUCGCCGAAGCUUCCUCGAAAAGAUCGUCAGCCCGCUUCUUGAGAACCGCGAUCAACCUUUAACCCUAUCCGAGGCUUUGCGGGAAAUUUCGGCUACGGCAGACAAGCUUGGACGGUUUGACCUGUUCCAACAACCUAUCUCUGUUAAUUUGGAUGAGUCGAAAAACCCUGUCACCGGCCUGCGCACUAUUGAUGUUUACCUCGCUACCCGAGAGAAGUCCCGCAUACUUCUGAAGACCGGCACCGACCUUGGAAAUGCGGAAGGUUCAGCUUACGGUAACCUCCUGUGGCGCAAUGUAUUCGGAGGCGCCGAGACCCUCAACUUGAAUGCCUCUUUGGGUACACGUACACGAUCUGCCUACCAAGCUGCUUUUGAGACUCCGUUAUUCUGUGACCCGGAUUUCCGUUUGGAAGUUGGCGGUAUUUCAAGCGCUACCCAGAAGCAAUGGGCUAGCCACGAUGAGGUGGUUAAGGGUGGAUGGAGCAAGCUUCGAUGGCUGUCUCAAUCUGGCAAUCGCCACGAAUUGGGCUACAAUGGAUUCUGGAGACAGGUUACUGGCCUUUCGGAAGCUGCCUCUCCUACCAUCCGAGCUGAUGCCGGAGAUAGUGUGAAGAGUAGUGUCUUCCACAGCUGGGUGAGUGAUAAGCGGGAUCACCCUAUGCUCCCUUCGCGCGGAUACUACGCGAAGGUUUUCAACGAGGUUGCCGGAUGGGGCCCGUUGAAGGGAGACGUAUCUUUCUGGAAGUCCGAGGUCGAGACUCAAGGCGCCAUCCCUAUCCCCAUUCCUUUCAUCAAGGGUGACAGCGGUAUUAGCCUGACCACCAGCUUCCGUGCAGGUCUUCUUUGUCCCUUGGGCCUGGACUCAAAUUCUCGUCCGCAGCUUUCUCGUGUAAACGAUCGCUUCUUCCUUGGUGGACCCACUGACGUUCGUGGAUUCCGUCUUUGCGGCCUUGGUCCCCGUGAAGGUGGUGAUUCUCUAGGUGGAGAUGUCUACGCUGCGGGAAGUGCAAAUCUUCUCUUUCCUCUCCCAAGAGUUGGAGCUGAUAGGCCCAUUCGCCUCCAGGCGUUCUUGAAUGGCGGCCGGUUGAUGCCGCUACGCACAUCACAGAAUAACACUCCUACUACCGGUGGCGAGGUGCAAGACGCAGUGGUUUCAACUAUCUCUGAUCUUCAAAAUGGUCUCCCCAGUAUCUCAGCUGGUGUCGGUCUCGUCUACGCUCACCCGGCGGCGCGAUUUGAGCUGAACUUCGCUCUCCCCUUGGUCCUUCGUAAAGGCGAAGAGGGCCGUAAGGGCCUACAGCUGGGCAUUGGUAUCAGCUUCCUGUAG